GUCAUCUCUUGCCAUGGAUACUACCCACCAGGGGUUAGUAAAGUCAUUGGCCGUGGUGGUUGGUGCUACAUCGGCCUCAUCGACGACUCGACCGUCCUCAAAUACCCAAAAAUUCCCGGGGAAGGCGACAACAUCAAAGUCGAAGCCCAAAUUCUCAAUAUCCUUGGAUACCAUCCCCGGAUCAUCAAGUCCCACGGGCUGACUGAUCACGGUCUCGUACUGCAGUAUGCUCUCAAGGGAAAUCUCGACGAGUACAUCACACACAACCCAGAUGUUUCUGUUGAGCAGAGACCACAUUGGUGCAAACAGACCGCCGAAGCAGUCAGUUAUAUCCAUGAAAAGAAUGUUAUGCACUGUGAUAUGGGUCCUCGGAACUUGUUGCUCGAUGAUGAUCUUGACAUCUUACUUGCGGACUUUCAGGGGGUGUUGAAAUCAGCCGACGGCAGAAUAUUACUUGACGGGUUAUCUUGGGAGUAUCCUAAAUACUAUUGUCCCCGGGCACAUUGCGACUACAUUGAUGUCAAGACUGAUGUUUUUGCUCUCGGUUUUGUAAUAUAUUCCAUUAUUAUGGGCCAUGAGGUCUUUCCGGAAUUGAACAGCUGGGAGCACGAUGAAGAGAUCGAAGCUCGCUUUGCCAACGGGCAGUUUCCUACAGACAGACACCCGUGUUUCGAAAUUACAGAAAAAUGCUGGAAACAGUUGUAUGAGUCUGCUGGCGAUGUUGUUGCUGAUUUAUCUCAGAUACAGCUAUCAGAUUGAAUGAAGG
Messenger RNA from Aspergillus sclerotioniger CBS 115572, 766 nucleotides. Its product is annotated as kinase-like protein. The transcript has a single exon. Gene Ontology annotation, biological process: protein phosphorylation. Gene Ontology annotation, molecular function: ATP binding; protein kinase activity. The annotation marks the transcript as partial. The record is from RefSeq and is a predicted model, not a curated record. NCBI's taxonomy places the organism in Eukaryota, Fungi, Ascomycota, Eurotiomycetes, Eurotiales, Aspergillaceae.